CUUGACCCAAGGUGGGCUACAUGUUGUAAAAUGGCCUGCAUGUGGGUGGUCAGUGACUCCCUCUUGAGAGGGUCGGCAAUGAUGUUCUCUGCCCAACAGAGCAACAAAGGCAGGGGGAAUUCGCUAAAGCAAUUAAUUAUUCCCUUUCUCUUCAGAACGUUUAUAACAGAAUAUGGAGACCAAUGGCCAGUCAUCAAUGGAAGAAGGUUGACUCCCAGAAAGACGCAGUGGCUAUGAGCAGGUGCUCUGAGUGAAAGAAGAGAGAGAGAGCAACUGAUUUCUAGCACUGCCUUGAAUUCUUUUAUUUCUACGUUUUCGGGUAAUAUUAACACACACAUAUAAUUUGAGUGAGUUCCAGUUACUUUCAGUCAGAAGGCUUUAAUAUAAUUCCCAAACUAAUGCUUUUUAAAAAUUGAAACACUGUCUGAUUGACAUGGAAACAAGAGCUGUGACAAAAGACUUGUAUUGUGUGAUGUCUGACCAAAAGAGUUUGCUGUCUCUCAUAGAAGACUUCCACUUGAUAGAUUAGAGACAGCACAUUUGGAGGACCAAGGUAAUGAUUAGAAUAAUUUAUUAUUUUUGUCAAGUCAUUGAAAAAGAUCUUGGGACUUGCGGACACGAAGGGAACAAUAAUAAUCCCAGUAGGUAAAAAUGAGUAAGUCGGCUGAACUCGCACUUAUCGAGACAAUGAGGAAACAUGGGAGGGUAGCUCGGUGACACUCGGUAAAGGUGAAGACGUGCCUACUCUUCAGCAGCUGUUUGCUUGGGAAACUCUUGCAGACGUUUACAAGUGCUCUCUUGUGGGACUUCGUAAUGUAACGUAUUUCAUGGAAUGGGUGAAUGAAAGAAGCAUCUCAUGUCACAACAAUGGCAAUGAGUAAAAAUGGAUGAAAAAUGGAAGCAUAUGAAAUGUAGUUUGUUCUACAUUUCGGUGAACCUCACUACCAAUUCCAGGGACAGCUAUCAUCCCACUUAACAGAGAGCUUAUACUUUUGAACCCUGGCUCUGGAGCCCUUACCUUCACUGAAAUUAUUUUUGUAACUGUCUUUAAAGAUGACAUAGACGUGUGGUGAGAUAGAGCUAAUGCUUUGCAGUAUUGGCACCCAGUUGUGCCUCACCAGGCCUUGGCAAGUGCUUGGUAACUCAGUUAUUGAAGUGUGAGCUCCUUACAGGAUAUGUAGGUGCUGGAGACAAAGCAACCAGAAACCAGACAAUGUCCAGGUAGACACCUCAGGAUGGGUGUCCUUGCCACAACAUCAAGCCUAACAAUAGAGAUUUGAAGCUAAAGUGACCCUGGUUUGAAUAGUUCACUUGGUAAACCUGUUAGACUGGGGCAGAGGCAGCCUAGUGUGGACUAGAGCAUAAGGUGCUAUAGGGAAAGAGCAACGAAUGGUGGGGCUGAGGCAUUGGGAGCUGGAAGUAAGGUCAAUUCUCCUUCAAGACAGGGGUACUAGAAGCUCCAGAUGUGGGAACAGCAGGGGUGGGCACCUCCUCAGGGCAAGCUGUCCUGUGGGUAACUGACUUCCUAGCAGUGAGUCCCAGAGGUAAAAGAUGACGCAGGCUUCCCUUUAAAAUGUAUUCCCCCUCCUGUAAAGAACCCUCCUCAAAUCUAAACAGGCGUACACAUUUCAGUCACAUCCUUCUUAUUACUUUGCUAAGAUAAUAAUAGAAAGAUUGCUCCCCAGAGGACUCCUAUGCUCCCCUUGAGGAUACUUCAUUUUAUUUUCUACUCGAGAGCUGUUAAUAAAUCACUCUCCAGCUGAGUACAGUUCAAUGCUAGGGCACUUCGCUUAUCUGACCUUCACAUUAAUUAUUUUUCUUACACCAGCAGGAACUUGCGUCUUCUUUUCUCCCUUCCCUGCAAAGCCACAUGGCCCCAGCAGACCCAGUUCUCUCAUCAUGCCAAAGGGGGAGCUCCUUAAACACUCAUGUCGCUUACAAGUUCUCUCAAACCCUAAGUUCCAUAGAAUCAAUAGAUUUAAGGGACUCGUUUGUGUCUGAAUGUUUGGAGAUGUCAUUACAAUUCUUACAAAAACUGAAAGUGAAAUGAGGAAGACGGAUUGAGCAAUCGCUGGAAGUGCGGAUGCCAGGAAGACCUAUUGCACGUAGGGGCAGAGAUGCAGCCCUGUGGGGAGAAGAAAAUUCAGGAGAAUUCUCCUGAGGGCAAGCGCCAAACUGGCCGCUGUAGUCAAUGUAGGACAUCAACAAACACAGAUAACAGGAAAUGACCCAUUCCCCGUGGUCACUUAUUCUGAAGACCCAAACCUUCAAAGUCCAAGGAGUGAAAUGAAUGACUCCACAGAAGGGAAGCCGGCACGCCUCUCUCCUGGUCUGAAGAGAAGAGAAGAAAUGAAACUGAAGGAGUAUGUCUCCCUCCUCCCCCAGAAGGAAAGCCCCUCUGCCCGGUUCUCCAGAGAUGGCUCGCUGCUGGCCUUGACCUUGCUGCUGGCCCUGGUGUCCUGCUGCCUCACAGUGGUGUCCUUCUGCAGAGUGGCUGCCCUGCAAGGGGAGCUGAAGAGCCUCCGGGAGGAACUGCUGGAGCACCAAGCUGAGCAGCUGCCAGGCCCUCCCCGGGCGGGAGCAGCAGCCCCCAGGGCAGCUGUGCAGGAAGCUCCAGCUGCCACCUCGGCACUGAAAGGGAUCUUUGCACCACCAGCGGCACAAGAAAGUAACUUCAGUCGGAGCAUCAGGAAGAGGCGUGCCAUUCAGGGUCCAGAAGAAUCAGGAGAUUACACAUUUGUUCCCUGGCUUCUCAGCUUUAAAAGAGGAAGAGCCCUAGAAGAAAGAGAAAAUAAAAUAUUAGUUAAAGAAACCGGUUACUUUUUUAUAUAUGGUCAGGUUUUAUACACCGAUAGCACGUUUGCCAUGGGACACCUAAUACAGAGGAAAAAAGUCCAUGUCUUUGGGGAUGAAUUGAGUCUGGUGACUUUGUUCAGAUGUAUUCAAAACAUGCCUGAAACACUACCCAAUAAUUCCUGUUAUUCAGCUGGCAUUGCAAAGCUGGAAGAAGGAGAUGAACUUCUACUUGCGAUACCACGUGGAGAUGCUAAAAUUUCACAGGAUGGAGAUGGCACUUUUUUUGGUGCAUUGAAACUUCUGUGACCUAUUUACACCUUGUUUGUGGCUAAUUUCCUCCCUUUAAAUGUAUCUCUAAGGAGAAAGCACUUAACUGGAAAUACCAAAAGGGGAAAAAAAAGUAGUUACCAUAGCCUUUUCUGUGAGCUAUUUGUUUUGGUUUGCUGAAACUAGACCGGACAGGAAAUUUAACAGACAACCACAGCCAAAGGGUGUCAUGUGAAUUACAAGAAGUAGAGCUCAUUUAAGGAAAGAUAGAAUUAGAAAGACUUUUUCACCAUAAUGCCAUGUCAAACAAUUUAGUCAUAGCUUCUUGUCUUAGAGGAAGCUCAGGGUUCAAAAGAGCCGUAAUGAUUUGUUCAAAAACAGUAUUCCAUUUUUCACUAUGAAACAAGUGCCCAUUUCCAUAGGACAGUAAGACAUUAGGGGAAAAUCUCAGAAUUCAUCCUCUCUGUUUAUGCAAAAUACACCCCUCUCCUUUUCAGUUAACAUUGGAGAAAGUAAAAAGAAAAAAUAUAUAGAAAUUUUGCAUUUCCUACAUGUAAAAGUAAUUAAAGCCUAAAUUUAAACAUCAUAUUAAACAAUUGAAGAUAUAUUACUAUUUAAGUCCUUUUUGGUUUAUUUCAAGUUUGCAAUUUUUCUCUCUGAUGUUAUAUAUUACCCAAUGGAACACUCCCCAACAGGUUUCAUAGAAGGAGAAUAACUCAUGUGUCUGCACAUAUGUGUGUUGUUUGUAGCUAAUAUUCAGAAACUUAAUGUAGGGUAAUUUUAAUUCAUGCAUAUAACCAUUAAUUGAAAAAAAUACUAUAAUUGUUCUUAUAUAAAAACAAAACCUUCACUAGAAAUUAAUGAAUACAUUUGUAAUAAUGUAAUAUAAAUUUUCUUUAUUUCCUUUUCUGUUUUAAACUACUGUUCACAUGUCCCAACCUUCAAAAACAGUCAUGUUAUUAGCUUUACUGAAGGUGAGGUUUAAUUCAAUUUCUUGGCAUCCUGAAUUAUGCUAUAUGCUGUUUAUAAAGUUACCAUAUGCCAGAAGAUACCACCUAAUUUUCAUUUUAUAAAGAACCACAUUUGAGAAUGCUAUAAUACUGACAUUUAUUACAUCUAUUUUCCCUUUGUUUUGCUUGCUGUUGUUUUUUAAAUGUCAUCAAUUUAAAGAGCUUUCACUUCAUUAAACAGUUUCUUUCAUUAGUUUAAUCAGUAGCUGGAAGAAUAGACCCUGCUCAGCACUAAAUUUUCCCCAGUCUGUAUGAAAACAAUUUUAAAGGUACAAUUUUCAAAACAAAAGGAAUGAUUUGUAUUUUUGUAUAUAAACUUAACCUUUGUUAAAAUAUAAUUUUGACUUUUUUGGUUAAAACAAAAUCUAUUUUGCAAUUAUUUUGUUUUACAAUAUAAUCAUUAAAAGGAAGGGGUAGGUAGGGUAAGAGUUUCGAUACCAGGAGGUGGUUAGGAAUUUUCCUAGUGUUGCUGCUAACUUGGAUUGCCAAAUAAAAACUCUCCGAGUCUUUUGCCUCAUUUUUUAUUGAGUUUGUCUAACACCACUCCUCUUUUAGUUUCUUUCCAUUUAACUACUAAAUGCCACUUUAAAAAUUAGGUACAUACUUGUAAAACAUUAGAAAGUCACAUGUGUUAGGGCAUGACAAUAAGGUAUUUGAAAUCAAGAAUAUUUUAUAUAUUUCAAAAAGGAUUUGUAGCCCUAGCUGGUUUGGCUCAGUGUAUAGAGUGUUGGCCUGUGGACUGAAGGGUCCCAGGUUUGAUUCC
Molecule: messenger RNA, 4836 nt
Organism: Myotis myotis
Lineage: Eukaryota; Metazoa; Chordata; Mammalia; Chiroptera; Vespertilionidae
Gene: TNFSF13B
Product: TNF superfamily member 13b
Exons: 5
Coding region: 2287-3102 (271 amino acids)
Biological process (GO): immune response
Cellular component (GO): membrane
Molecular function (GO): receptor ligand activity; tumor necrosis factor receptor binding
Source: RefSeq, a predicted model, not a curated record